GAGCUGGGCUUCCUCUAUAGAAGCUUUAGUUUCAAAGGCAGCCCCCCAAUUGAAAAAAAACAACCUGCAGCUAGAUUGAAGUGGUCAGGAGGGAUCCCAACUGGGAGAGACUGGGAUGGGGAGGAAGAGGAGGGACUAGUGAGAGUGAAGCUGGGAGAGACUGGGAGGGCGGGGAAAGGAGGAUGGCGGCAGGCGAGACGGGAAAUGGCUGAGGCGUGGACCCGGGGUCAGUUACCGAGCCAGGCAGGAAGGGCUGGGGUGAGCUGGGGGCCAGAAGCUGGCUAGGCAACAGACAGAAAGCUCUACCCUUAGCUUGACUCCUGGCUUGACUGUGGGUCAGACUGAAGGGGCUGGGGAAGGGGUCAGGUCACUGACCAUCUACCUGGGGAGGGGCUGAGUACCGAUUGUCUCUUGUUUGCAUGAGGCAUCCUGGAACAUCCGAGAACCUGCAAGACUAAUUGGGAGAGUAAACAUCUGCCCUGGGUAAAAAGCAACUUUCCAUUAGAAUAUAGGGGCCCACCUGGAUUAAAGGGCUCAUGUAACCCUCAAGUUCAGCUUGCUCCAGGCUUUCUUUGGAAUUUAAGAGUUAAUAUAAUCUAUCUCCUGCAGACCAGAACCUAAACAGCUAGGGCUAGGGGAGAAUGCUUUGGGGGAUCUCAAAUAUAACUGGAAGGAGGCAUUCUUGGGGUCACAUUCUUCCACCCCCUCACCUCAAUUUUACAGCUGAGAGCUGGGCCUCUGGAGAAAAGUGAUUUAAUCAAAGCCUCACAAUUCGAGGUGGCGUGACUGGGACUAGAAUUCAGGGUUCCUGGUCCUAAGUCCUAUAUACACUUUUCCAUUACACCACCUAAUUGUGUAUGGUGUGGGGAGGUGGGGUAGAGGGAGGAGUGCGGAUUUCCUCUGAUUAAUUGCACAGUUUUCCAGGUUACUUUGUUAGGAAAACCUGUCCAGGGGAGAAUUCCUUCUUCCUGCCCUCCCUGAAGACUCUUUCCUACCCAGAAAUUGGGGAGGGGAUCCUCCUUUCCCCUUGGUCAUGGGCUCUUGUGGCCUUUCCCUCUGGCUGCCCCCGUAAGAGAGGGGGAGAACGGGCCAGGGAAAGGCUCUAGCAGCAGGCUUGGGAACCCUGUCGGCCCAGCUUAUCUCCCACACCCUGCCUGCAAAAGGCCUCCAUUGAGUUGGCUCUGCACUGGGCUGCUGCCCCCGCAGGUCAAGGCCUCAGGCCUCCUGAGGGGACAAAACGACAAAAAAGUGGGAAGGAAUUACCCCUUUUUCUAUCUUCUCCCUCCCCUCUUCUCCAACCCUGCGGAGGUGUAGAAGACUCGAGAAGACGGGCAGGGGUAAAGCAUUCCUCAGGCAGUUGGGAGAAAACCAUGUCGGAGGUGAGAGGUCUGAGGGGCUGAAGAAAAGGAAGCUGUCCUCUUCUGCACCUCCUCCCGCCGGAUCGGUGCGGUGGUGCGCGCCAAGGUCUCCGGCUCGGAGCGGCGCAGAUAACCGCGGUCUCACUCCCCCGGUGCAGGCUUCCAGCUGCUGCUGCUUUUCCUCCUCUCCACUCCUACCCUGCAGGGGGCCCCCCAGAUCCGCGCAAGGGCAGCUCGUUAUUCUCAGGUGCUACUCCCACGCCUCUCUGGGCUGCACGCGGAACAGAGAUGGAGAGAUGAGGCGUUCAGGACUGGCAGAUCCUUGGCCAGAACUGGGAAGACUGGCUGCGCUGGGGGAGGGGACCCGGCGGGCCGGAGCCGGGAUCGGGGGCGCGGCUUUCUGCCCUUUCCUCUCCCGGAGCCGGGGCGGCUGAAAAGCGCCUUUGUGGAUGGAGCUGCUGAGUCCGCUGCUCCCAGCGCGUCCCCGGCCUCGGCCCGGGAUUCUCGCUCGGUUAAGUCAUCCCGGAGAAUGGCCAUUGUACUUGGCGCAGCCCCCGCCACCCCGGUCCUUUUUCCAGCAGCCUUGAUCCUGGAUAGCUUUGCUUGGGCACCUCUGCGGGGGAGGGAGGGCACUCGAAUCUCGAAGGGGUUAAUGCUAGGGGCCCAGCGGAGGAGGAGGAAGGAAGGAAGGGAGGAAGGAAAGAAGGAAGGAAGCGGUGCCCAGUGCCAGGGAAGGCCACGAAACAAAAGAUGAAUCAGGCGGAGGGAGGGCAGCCGGAGGCUGGGGCGGGGGCCAGGCUGCUCAACCCCUCCCGGGCCGAGAUUCCACCGCCCUCUCUCGAGCCCUUGCCCUCUCGCUGAAGCCGUGAGGACGAGGGGCGGGCGUCUAAAAUGGGGGAAGAGCGAGGUAUAGGCGCCCCCACCCCCAGCCUCAGAAAUGACUCCAGGGUUCUCCCACGCUCUGGGAAGCGCUGUAAAGAGCGGGUGAACGCGCUCGCCAUUGCCGUGAUGAAUAUGUGGCCCGGAGUGCGUCUGCGAGUGACCGAGGGCUGGGACGAGGACGGCCACCACGCCCAGGACUCCCUGCACUACGAAGGUCGCGCUUUGGACAUCACCACGUCCGACCGGGACCGCAAUAAGUACGGCUUGCUGGCGCGCCUGGCAGUGGAAGCUGGCUUCGACUGGGUCUACUACGAGUCCCGCAACCACGUCCACGUGUCGGUCAAAGCCGAUAAUUCUCUGGCGGUCAGGGCAGGCGGCUGUUUUCCGGGAAAUGCCACAGUGCGCCUCAAGAGCGGCGAGCGGAAGGGGCUGCGGGAGCUGCAUCGCGGAGACUGGGUGCUGGCGGCGGACGCGGCAGGCCGGGUGGUGCCCACGCCGGUGCUGCUCUUCCUGGACCGCGACUUGCAGCGCCGGGCCUCCUUCGUGGCUGUGGAGACCGAGCGGCCCCCGCGCAAGCUGUUGCUCACGCCCUGGCACCUGGUGUUCGCAGCCCGCGGGCCCGCGCCCGCGCCCGGCGACUUCGCACCGGUGUUCGCGCGCCGGCUGCGCGCGGGGGACUCGGUGCUGGCGCCCGGCGGGGACGCGCUUCGGCCGGCGCGCGUAGCCCGAGUGGCGCGCGAGGAAGCCGUGGGCGUGUUCGCGCCGCUCACAGCUCACGGGACGCUGCUGGUCAACGAUGUCCUGGCCUCGUGCUACGCGGUCCUGGAGAGCCACCAGUGGGCACAUCGCGCUUUUGCUCCUCUGCGCCUGCUGCACGCGCUGGGGGCGCUGCUUCCCGGCGGGGCGGCCCAGCCCACCGGCAUGCACUGGUACUCGCGGUUCCUCUACCGCCUGGCGGAGGAGCUGCUGGGCUGAGCGCUGCGGCUGAGGAAACCUCGAGGCGCCCGCCGUCGAAAAGCUGGGCGUGCAGGCAGAGAGCUGGGGGUGGGCGCCGCUGACGGUGCUGACUGGGAGGGGGGACGGAAGGGCAGGAAGGAACACGGAGGAGAGACAGGAAGCACCUGUUAGGGACAACCUCCAACUGAGAAGAGGUGAUCCUAGGUCCCAGGUAGGUGAGGUUGAUGACGGGCGUCUUCAACGAGCACUAUUUAGUCUCUUCUUCCCCAAUGCCUCAGCCCUACCCUAUUAUUUUAUUUUCUAUUUAUAAAUUGUAAUAUAAUGAGCUGCUUGCCUAGCCUGGCCAGAUGAGGAGCUGGGCACGCGGGGUUAAUGCUGUCUGGUAAUCAGCCAAUCUGACAACUGACACUUUCCUACAGGUGAGCUAAUAAAAAGAAGGCUUCCAGAAGCUCA
Molecule: messenger RNA, 3650 nt
Organism: Condylura cristata (star-nosed mole)
Lineage: Eukaryota; Metazoa; Chordata; Mammalia; Eulipotyphla; Talpidae
Gene: DHH
Product: desert hedgehog
Exons: 3
Coding region: 2250-3215 (321 amino acids)
Biological process (GO): regulation of gene expression; protein autoprocessing; cell-cell signaling
Molecular function (GO): patched binding; calcium ion binding
Source: RefSeq, a predicted model, not a curated record